Carassius gibelio (silver crucian carp) is the source of this 904-nucleotide messenger RNA. RefSeq names its product C-type natriuretic peptide 3-like. Bases 124 to 504 code for a protein of 126 amino acids. The record is from RefSeq and is a predicted model, not a curated record. Gene Ontology annotation, cellular component: extracellular region. Gene Ontology annotation, molecular function: hormone activity; hormone receptor binding. The transcript has 2 exons. NCBI's taxonomy places the organism in Eukaryota, Metazoa, Chordata, Actinopteri, Cypriniformes, Cyprinidae.
AGCCCUCCCCGUAGGGUUUGCGGGAUUUUCCUGGCGAAAUAAAAGCGCGCACCUGGACACGGUGCUUGGGUACGAGCGUAGAUUCCAGGCAACCGCGCACAGCCACCACCAGCUUCAGCAACGAUGAUCUCCAACAACAUCUCUAUUUUCUGCGUGUCUUCACUUCUACUUUUAAACUUGGUCGGUGCCAAACCAGUCACCAGUUUACAGAGUCUUAAGCAGUUGUUAGAUGAAGAAGUGAACACGCCGUUUGUGGAGUCGGGGGAGUCGGUGAUGGAGCAGAAAGAUGCGAGAUCCGAGAAGAGCGCGCUGGAUGAGCAAAUGUGGGAAUCAGAUGCGCGCAACUCAGCGCUGGCUGGAAAAGAUAGCGCCAUCGAGCGUCUUCUAGGCGACUUGCUGUCCACUUCCAAGCGCUCCUGGAGUCGAUUCAAGAAAGGCGGGCUGAGGAGCUGCUUUGGGGUCAGACUCGAAAGAAUCGGGUCUUUUAGCGGACUCGGGUGUUAAGUGGAGGUAUGUUAGGAGAUGUUGGCCAAAUAUAAACAUGGAACAUUGCUCAAACGCGUACUAGAAAUAAAAUAAGUCAUGUCUUAUUACUUCAUGUCAUGUCACUUCUUGCAGGUUCGGUCUUUGAAAUACUUGACACACUAAAAAAAAAUUUAAAAAGUGAAAAAAGAAAGGUGUUGAUUGAAGGUUUACAGUAGAUUUGUGUUCCGGUGAUGCUGUAUGUUUUGGUCAUUAUUUAUUUAAAAUUUUGACAUGUUAAUAGUUUGUAUUUGAAGAUUCCAUGACUGCUGCUUUGUACCGUUGGAUCUAUUUAUUUAAUUAUGUAUUUAUGUAUUGUCCUCUAUAAAUCCAAUCGUGUUAUAGAUCAUGUAUAUUGUUGCAAAAUAAAUAUUUUGCAUAA